Colius striatus (speckled mousebird) is the source of this 3933-nucleotide messenger RNA. RefSeq names its product cell adhesion associated, oncogene regulated (gene CDON). Gene Ontology annotation, molecular function: protein binding. The record is from RefSeq and is a predicted model, not a curated record. The transcript is spliced from 19 exons. Gene Ontology annotation, cellular component: plasma membrane; axon. Lineage: Eukaryota; Metazoa; Chordata; Aves; Coliiformes; Coliidae. The coding region runs from base 202 to 3615 and encodes 1137 amino acids. Gene Ontology annotation, biological process: cell-cell adhesion; nervous system development; axon guidance.
GGCGCGACCGGGCGGCGUUGGAUGGAGGUUCCCGUCCGCCGGGUCUUCCGCCCCAGCUUGGAAUGUCCUGGGGAGCCGCCGCCGACCGGGACCGAGACCGGGACCGGGGAGGGGGGCUCGGCGGCCGCCGCCGACGAGAGCUGUUUCAGUGCCUCAUCUUAGUCUGGAGCUCGGUGCUUUCAACUCCUGUAAUCAGGCGCUAUGCAUCCAGAUCCCGGCCGCUUACAGGCACUGCUCUUCGUCACUGCCUCCGCUCUCCUCUCUGCCGCCAGGGGCUCAGAUCUCACUCCCCACUUUGUUGCUGAGCCCUCGUCCACUGUUCAGAAGUCUGGUGGGCCCGUGCAACUCCGCUGCUCUGCUGAGCCCUCCACAGCUCACCUUUCUUGGCUCUUCAACGGGGAGCCUCUGGACAGUAAGGCAGGAGAAGUGGAAAUCCAGUCUGGAUCUUUGAGAAUCGUCUCCCUCAGCCUGUCUACCUCUGGUCACUAUCAGUGUGUUGCUAACAGCAGUGUGGGUGCUGUUGUGAGCAGGCCUGCAAUGGUAUCCAUGGGCAAUUUGGCUCAUUUUGACACAUCUGUGCAACCUGCAAUUGCAGCAGAGGAAGGUGGUUCAGCUUUCAUUGGAUGCAAAGUGCCAGAAAGUAACCCUAAAGCACAGGUUCGCUUUCAAGUGCGGGGCAAAUGGCUGGAACAAUCAACAGACAAUUACCUGAUUCUUCCAUCUGGAAACCUGCAGAUUGUGAAUGUAUCUUUAGAAGACAGAGGAUCCUAUAAAUGUGCAGCCUACAACCCAGUCACCCACGAGCUCAGGGUGGAACUCACCGGACGGAAGCUUGUGGUCACACGCUCUUCUUCAGGUGAAUUCCACAUCCUUCACCCACUGGUAGCCCAGAGCCUGGCAGUGCCCCGGCACAGCGCUCUGACGCUGGAAUGUGUGGUGGGAGGGUCACCUCCAGCCUCCAUCCGCUGGCUCAGGGACGGCCGGGACGUGCUGAGGAGAGGCAGGUGGAAGCAGCUGCACUCCCACCUGGUGACAGACAGGCUGGAGAUGUCCGACUCGGGAAAUUACUCCUGCGUGGUGGGAAAUGAGUUUGGAGUGGUGAAAUACGUGAACUAUUCACUUACUGUACUUGAACCCGCCUCCAUCACCAAGGGGCUGCAAGACCAACGCGUGGCCUCCGGAGCGACGGCGCAUCUGUGGUGCGAGGCGCGCGGCAGCCCCGCUCCCAGCCUGGCCUGGCUGCACAACGCCGCUCCCCUGCGGCCCUCGGCGCGGCACGUCCCGGCGGGAAACCGCCUGCACAUCCACGGCCUCAGCCAGCAGGACUCGGGCCUGUACCAGUGCGUGGCCACCAACGGGCUCGGCUUCGUGCAGUCCACCGGCAGGCUCCGUGUCCAGCCAGUGCCUUCAGAAACUGCCCUGGAAGCAGCAGCUCCCCUGGAGAUUGCCCAGAGCCAGGAAAGCGACGGGGACUUCGGUGCAGAGCCGUCGUUUGCAAGCUCUCCUCCGACAGACCCGCCUUCGGAUGCGGCCGCCACCGACAGAACCUCUCCCGCUGCCCCCGAAGCCCCCAUCAUCCUCAGCCCCCCACAGACCCUCAAACCUGACAUGUACAACCUGCUGUGGCGCCCAGGCCGCGACGGGGGCUCGCCCAUCAACGCCUAUUUUGUCAAGUACCGCAAGCUGGAUGACAGCGCUGGUGCAGUGGGAAGCUGGCACACAGUGCGUGUCCCUGGCAGCGAGAACGAGCUGCGACUCACUGAGCUGGAGCCUUCCAGCCUGUACGAAGUUCUGAUGGUGGCGAGGAGCACUGCAGGCGAAGGGCAGCCUGCCAUGCUGACCUUCCGCACCAGCAAAGAGAGAACAUCAGCUUCAAAAAACACCCAGGCUCCUUCUCCACCAGUGGGCAUUCCAAAGCAUCCUGUCAUCCACGAAGGGACGAACAGUUUUGGUGUCGUCCUUCCAGACCCGUCUCGGCACAGCGGAGUUCCAGAAGCUCCCGACCGACCGACGAUCUCCGCGGCGUCCGAGUCGUCCGCCUACGUCACCUGGAUCCCGCGAGCAAACGGUGGCUCCCCCAUCACGGCCUUCAAAGUGGAGUACAAACGCCUGGCUCGAAACAGCGACUGGCUCGUUGCAGCCGACAACAUUUCUCCUUCCAAACUGUCCGUGGAAGUGCGUAACUUGGAGCCAGGCCAGACGUACAGGUUCCGGGUGAUGGCCGUGAACAGCUGUGGGGAGAGUCCCCGCAGCGCGGCGUCGCGGCCCUACGAGGUGGCCGGCUUCAGCGGCCGCUUCUCCAGCCGCCCCAUCGCCGGGCCCCACAUCGCCUACACCGAGGCCGUCAGCGACACGCAGAUCAUGUUGAAGUGGACGUAUAUCACAUCAAGCAACAACAACACACCCAUCCAAGGAUUUUACAUCUACUAUCGGCCCACGGACAGCGACAACGACAGCGACUACAAGAGGGAUAUCGUGGAAGGGACGAAGCAAUGGCACUUGAUAAAUCACCUGCAGCCUGAGACAUCUUACGACAUUAAAAUGCAGUGUUACAACGAGGGUGGUGAGAGCGAGUACAGCAACGUGAUGAUCUGCGAGACCAAAGUGAAGCGCACGCCGGGAGCGUCCGAAUAUCCGGUGAGAGACCUGAGUACCCCCCCCAGUGCCCCCGACCGGGUGGCAGGGGGUGUGGGGAGCCCCUCCAGCGGCCCUGUCCGGAGUGGGGACAUGCUCUACCUGAUUGUGGGCUGUGUCCUGGGUGUCAUGGUCCUCAUCCUCAUCGUUUUCAUCGCCAUGUGCCUGUGGAAGAACCGCCAGCAGAACGCCGCGCACAAGUAUGACCCUCCUGGUUAUCUCUACCAAGGGGCGGAUAUCAACGGGCAAAUGCUGGAGUACACGACGUUACCUGGCACGAGCCGAGUCACCAGCAGCAUCCACAGCGGCUUCGGCAGCAACGGCGGCCUCGGCAACGGCUGUCCUCAUGCCCAUCACCAAGUGGGGAAUGGAGUUAAUGGGAUGAUGAACGGAGGAGCUGGGUUGUACCCAGGGCACACCAGCUCCCUGUCCAGGACACACAUGGACUACGAGCAUCCCCACCGCCUCGUGAACGGCGCUGGGAUGUACACAGCAGUGCCACAGGCCGACCCCUCCGAGUGCAUCAGCUGCCGAAACUGCCGCAACAACAACAGGUGUUUCACCAAAACCAACGGCACUUUCGGCAGCGCCGCGCUCCCCGUCGUGCCCGUCGUAGCACCUUACCAGCAGGAUGGUUUGGAAAUGAAACCUUUGAAUCACCACGUGAUGGUGACCAUGUGCUUGGCCUCCACCGUCCCGGAGUGCAGCGCCAGGCUGGAGGAGGAGGAUGGGAAGGAGAAAGCAGAGCAGCCCUCCAGCCAGCAUCCCUGCUGUGGGAACAGCAUGGACCGGCUCUCUGGGGACUGCACGGAUGGUGACAACUGCGUGCACUCCGAAACACCCAACUGCCUUUUGAGCUGGAGCCCCCUCCUGCUGCAGCCUGUUUCCAAGGACUGUAAGGAAAAACCCAGCUGGAGCUCACCCUCAGUCACCUUCAACGGUUCCGGGGACCUUCGGCAGCUCCAUCUGCAGGAAACCUGAGGAAGUGACCGUUGUGUCCCCACUUGACGCCAGGGACUGCGCAGCGGAGUCGCUGACAGGGAGUGAUGGAGGGAUGUUAAUUAUAACAGAGAGAGUCACUAUUUAUUUUUUUGUAGUAGUGUCAUAUGAAUGUAUCUUGUUUUUCAAAAUGAUUGCCUUUUUAUAUUAUUUAUGCCUUGAAAUGCCCUUCUUUUUGGUUGGUUUUUCAUUGUUUCUUCCCCGCUCCCUCCCGCCCCUCCCCUGCACCGCCAAAGCAGCCUUGGUUACGUGUAUAAAAGAAAGGAAGAGUUGUAAUAAUAUAAAGAACAACGCUGGGAA